This is a messenger RNA of Rhodotorula toruloides NP11, 1302 nucleotides long. RefSeq names its product inositol phosphorylsphingolipid-phospholipase c. Gene Ontology annotation, cellular component: cytoplasm. Lineage: Eukaryota; Fungi; Basidiomycota; Microbotryomycetes; Sporidiobolales; Sporidiobolaceae. The transcript is spliced from 4 exons. Gene Ontology annotation, molecular function: sphingomyelin phosphodiesterase activity. The record is from RefSeq and is a predicted model, not a curated record. Bases 1 to 1302 code for a protein of 433 amino acids.
AUGCAAGGACAGUCGCAGAAGAGGCUCAAGGUGCUCUCGCUGAACUGCUGCACCGAACGACACGCGGGCGGCAUCGAGGAGCAGGGCGAGGUCGGCGAAGGGUACGACGUCGUCGCGCUGCAGGAGCUGUGGGUCAGGAGCGACUACGAGCAUGUCGCUGAGCGAGCAAAGGAGGCGGGACUCGUCCACAGCAGGUUCUUCUACAGCGGCGCAAUCGGAUCCGGUCUCGCCAUCCUCUCCCGGCAUCCCAUUGUGUCCGCCUUCGUCUCUCCUUACCCUCUGAACGGCUUCCCACUCCACUUUAUCGAGGGCGACUUCUUCGCAGGAAAGGCCGUCUGCGGGGUCUGCGUCGAUGUCGAGGGCGUCGGCAAGGUCGACGUGCUGAACACGCACAUGUAUGCGCCUGGAGGAGAAGGCGACACGAUUACUGGGGCGCACAGGGUCGCACAGGCGUGGGAAUUGGCGCGGAUCGCGACGGAGAAGGCGGAGCGAGGCAGGCAUGUCCUCGUGAUGGGUGACUUCAACUCGCAGCCUCACAGCCUCAUCAUGCGCCUCAUCACCACGAACGGCUCGCUCCUCGACUCUUUCGCCGAGACGCACCCGCCGCCUCCCUCGAUCACCUCAGCUGCGCACCGCGCGCUCUCUCCCAUUGAGGCCAUGCACGCACACGGCAUCACUUGCGACUCGCCGCUCAAUACCUACUCUGCGCCGAAACUCCGCAAGAAACGGUCGGGCGACGAGGUGCUCCUCCGAGGCGGCAAGCGACUCGACUAUAUCCUCUACCGCUCUCCCGCCGAUUCGCCCUGGCAGCUACGUGCCGAGUCAACGUCGCUCGAGUUGACAGAACCGAUCCCCUCGCUUGGCGUGAGCUACUCGGACCACUUCGCCCUCAGCACGACCUUCGCUUUUACGCAACAACAGCAACGACUUCCCGAUCCUCUCACGCCUGACCUCCUCUCGCCCGCUCUCUCGAACCUCCACGGCGCGUACCGUGCCUCACUCGCAUCGUCCCGCUUCCAACUCCGCAUCUUCCUCGGCUGCAUCGCCGCCGCCCUCGGUCUGACGGUCGCCUCGUCGUUCGAGCCGCUCCGAGCGCUCAACUGGCUGUUCACGCUGCUCGGCGUCAUUGCGGGCGCAGGAGGAGCGACGUUCCUGUACACGGGCUUCUUGGGAGGGAGCUGGGAGGCCGGACAGCUGAGGAAUGUGAUCACCGAGAUGGAGGCUGAGCUACAGCGGAUCAGGAUUGCGAGGGUAGACGAGCGGGGAAGUGUAGAGAUGGAUGACGGAGGCUGGACGAGGUAG